UUGAUAUUUCCCGCUGGCACGAACGUCUUUUAUUGGUCACCGGGUAGCGCGGUCGUGCGAAUAAUAAAGACACACCUACCUAUUGACUUGCCAACACCUGGUGUGGAGGGAUACAGGGCGGCAACUCCAUGGCAUGCCACAAAACCAGCAUUUACAAGAAAAAAUUCGAAAAAGCGUCCUCGGAUCUUGCUGAUGGAAAAUCGACCGACCAAUGAAAUUGCACGAAACCGUCGGAACCUCCCGGAAAGACCCUCUGACGCACACGCGCGAGGGCGCGGCUCGCCUGUGUGCUUUGCGGCCUGCUAUGUGGCACAGCACAACACCAUUGCGCGGUCCCACUCUAGAACACAUGCCUCAUGACACACCCGAGCAGCAGCCGGGCGGUGAAGCCACGCAGACACCUGCCGCCGCCGCUGCUGCUGCUGAAAAAAACAGCAGCAGCAGCAGCGGCGGCGGCGGCGGCGGCAGCGAGGUUGAGCCUGGCUCUCUUCCACAAUUUUCUUAUUUUUGACCAACUCCUCCUUCGUUUCCUCCAGCGUUCUCUCUACGACGGUGAGGCUGCCGCGUUCGAUAGCGCGCCGCGUGUUAUCUUCUGCUGACGUGGCAACCAUAAACUGCCCCGUCCUCUCUUCAAACUUCGUUUUGUGUUGAUUCAGCUUUCGCGCAGCGCGCCUCCUGCUGCCGAACGGCGCGGGCCUCGAUUUUUUUUUUGGGAGGGUCUGCUGGUGUGGGCACUGCAGCCCCCCUGGAGGGGCCGUUUUCAGACAAGUAGAUCUCGUGGUUGGCUGAUGCGAUUCGGAUGCGGUUUGUUGUGUGGUAUAGCUGUAAACCCAAGGUAGAGGGCUGUAAGCUCGCUUUGUCGAGAGGAGCAACGGUCGCCUUGGGCGUGGAGCAAAGAGCCCCAAAAAACAUGUUUUUUGGUGUUGUUCGUCCGCCGUUUAACUUGAAGAGAAAACCGAGCUUACAGUUACCUCUAUUGGACCUGUGUCCAGGUGUGUGUAACGCAUGAAGAGCCAUGCUGCUGUCUGGGCGCAGAGCUGCCUGUACAAACAAAUUGACUUGAU
This is a messenger RNA of Ectocarpus sp. CCAP 1310/34, 1064 nucleotides long. Lineage: Eukaryota; Phaeophyceae; Ectocarpales; Ectocarpaceae. The record is from the annotation of a GenBank genome assembly.